AGUGUAAACGGAAGUGAACAGUUACCCAAAACAAUUACCACGAUAGUAUUGUUAUUUAGACGUUUAUUAACACAUUUGAACUCAAAAUAUGCUUAACUGCACAGCAUUACAUACUUACCUCAGGUAGUGUUUACUUCGCGUUGGAGACAGGACUUGGUUGUUAGAUGUUCUAGGUAAGACUAGCUAGCUGCUAACAAUGGCUAACUAUGGUUUUUCAUACUCAAAUAGCCUCCGUCUUGGAGGUGCUAGCGAAUGCCGCUGUGGCAGAGAUCUGUAAACUCGUAGACGACGACUAUGCAGUGUUUCGUUUGGAAAUAACUCAAAGCCAGAAAGAAAACAGGGCAUUGCGGAGGAAACUACAGCUGCUGGAACUGAAGGUGGCACGGGAGCGCGCAGAGAGGACAAUUCGUUCUAGAAGUGUCAAGAUCCUCGACCGAUACAGAGGAAUGGCAAGAGGUGAAGGACAUCUCACUGGAAGCCACAGGAGGGUUGUGAAGCCAGCCGGACACAAUAUAUGGAGAGAUGGCCAACCAAUCACUGUUGAUGAGGGGAGUGGAACCUCAACCCAGCACAUUAUCAUGAUAGAGUCUGAAGAUGCAGAAGUUGCAGGUCCUGGAGGAUCGUCUCUGGUCAAGCAGGAGAGGACUGAAGGAGAGGAUCCACGACACAGCAGAGACAUCCAGGCUGGAGCAGCGGCACCCCCCGAAUCCACGGAGGACUUCACCGCCUUACCCCAGCCCAGGACCCAACACAGCAUUGCGGAGGAGGAGGGUCCGAAGGUGCUGGUGGGGAAGGAGGAGGGGUGUGAGGAGGGUCUGGGGAACCCUGAGUGGACCAUGGUCAUGGAGGACAACCAAAUUACACCUCCUUCUGAACCCACAGUGGAACAAGCUGAGCAGCACAGGACCACACACAGUCUCACUGAGUCAGUAGACAUGGAGGAUGGGAAGCCUGAUCUGAUGCUGGUCAAAGAGGAGACAAUAGAGGACGGACAAGAGAGCAUUGAUCUGCUGAGUGGACUAAAGAUGGGGGAGCAAGGUGGUUGGCUGGAGGCUAACAGAGGAGACUGGGCGGCCAUCUUAGAUUCCCAGACCCAGGCGGGUGCAGCCAAGGGCCCAGGGGACAACAUCACUGAGCAGGGCUUGACCAGAGGCGACAUAGUGGAGUCUGCAGUCCAUGAGGACCUGCUGAUAUCCGAUGUUGCUGGCGGGAGAGACUGGACCUCUGAAGGGGCUGGUGUCAAACCCUGGGCCCGGAUCUGGACCCUGGAUCAGGAGCCUUCGCUCUUCCAUCCCAAGUCAGUACCAGGACCGAACCACGAGGGACAGAGACUCCACCACCACCACACAGAACACAACCAGUGGACAGGUAGACUGAACAACAGUCCUGGUGGUCAUCAGAGAGACAGAGGCUCCAGUCAGGGAUCCAGUCUGCAGCCCAGACCCUUCUCUUCACAGUCUCAGUGCAGGGAUGAAGCAGGGGCUGAUAGAGAUAGACCCUCCUGUUCCUAUGAUACAAACACCACAGUAUCCAUGAUGAUCAGAGCAGGUCAUCCUGGGCUUCAGCCUUCACAGAGAGCGGUAGGAGACCCCUCUGGUGGGAGUCUAACAGGAAGUCUGUCUUCUCCUUCAGGGUCUCGUCUAAUGCCUUGUGAAUGGGUCCAUAGAAGGCCUGGGUCAAGCCUUCCUCAGGUACCUCAUGGUUACCCCACCAUUACAGACCGAGUCAGGAUGGGUGUUCACCACAAGAUGUACUUAACCUAUAACACAGGGCACCAUCCAAACAAAACCCAAACAAUGGCUAGAGGUCAAGGAGGGAACUCAAAUACGAACCACCUGAGGGUGGUCGCUCCUGCUUCUACCUCCUCUGGUGUCAUUGGGUCAGAACGUGGGAGGCAGAGCAUUAAGACAGACGCCGACAAGCCGUACGCCUGCCCCACGUGUGCGAAGUGCUAUGCUGAGGCGAACUAUGUGAAGGAGCACCAGACCGUUCACACCAAGGAGAGACCCUUCAAGUGUAAACUAUGUUACAAGAGCUUCUCCUUCCGGAGUAACCUUAUCAGACAUAGGAGUGUCCACAAUGGGAAGAAACCUUUCAGUUGUACCCAGUGUCAUAUGCGCUUCUCUCACUCGUCCAACCUGAAAAGGCACCAGAGGGUCCACACAGGGGAGAGCCCUAAAGCUGCCCCCAGUGUGAGAACAGGUUCUCCCACCAGAACCAGCUGAAGAUGCACCUAAAGGACCACACCGGAGAAAGGCUGUUUGCCAGGAAGAGGUUCUCAGAGAGGAGCUACCUCAGGAUACACCAGCAGAAAAACAAUUCCACUCUAUAACAUAGAAAGUAACCAUUCCACUCGAUAGCUUCUGACGUUUAGAUCAAACCCUGCAUUAAAGACAAAGAUGAAUUUUCAUCAUCAGCAGAAAAGAUCCACAGACGCAUUUGAAAUAAAGUGUAGCAGAUUUCAGUGUUGAAUAUUCCUGGGUAAAAUACUGCAUCCAGACAUUGUGUGAUAUUUAAGCCUAAAAAGUCUAUUACGUAUUGUUUUUGUACUGUGUAGGCUAUAUGAUGUUCACAAAUGCCUAUUUGAUCAAGUUCAUGCAGAUUUUCUGUUGAGACAUUACACUGACAUUUUUGUCAUUUAGAAGACUUAAAAUUAGUGCAUUCAUCUUAAGAAAGCUGGGUAAGACAACCACAAAACAGUUAUAGCAAGUACAUUUUUCCUCAAAGUACUUCGUGCCUUCAGAAAGUAUUCACACCCCUUGACUUUUUCCACAUUUUGUUCUGUUACAGCCUACAUUUUAAAUUUAUUACAAUCGAUUCAUUGUCAAUGUGGAAAUGUGUUUUUCGCAAUUGUCUUAAGUCAAUGAGUAUUCAUGCCAUCUAUUAUGGCAAGCCUAAAUACGUUCCAGAGUAAAACUGUAUUUAACAAAUCACAAGUUUUAUGGACUCAUUCUGUGUUCAAUAAUAGUGAUUAGCAUGAUUUUUCAAUGACUACCUCAUCUUUGUACCCCACACAUAUAAUUACAUGUAAGGUCAUUCAGUUGAGCUGUGAAUUUCAAACACAGAUUCACACACAAACACCAGGGAGAUGUUCCAAUGCCUCACAAUGAAGGGCACCUAUUGGUAGAUGGAUUUU
Molecule: messenger RNA, 3136 nt
Organism: Salvelinus namaycush (lake trout)
Lineage: Eukaryota; Metazoa; Chordata; Actinopteri; Salmoniformes; Salmonidae
Product: zinc finger protein GLI4-like
Exons: 7
Coding region: 207-2225 (672 amino acids)
Cellular component (GO): nucleus
Source: RefSeq, a predicted model, not a curated record